Endocarpon pusillum Z07020 is the source of this 1026-nucleotide messenger RNA. RefSeq lists its product as uncharacterized. NCBI's taxonomy places the organism in Eukaryota, Fungi, Ascomycota, Eurotiomycetes, Verrucariales, Verrucariaceae. The coding region runs from base 1 to 1026 and encodes 341 amino acids. The record is from RefSeq and is a predicted model, not a curated record. The transcript has a single exon.
AUGCCCCUCGCUAGUAGAAGUCCGGAAUCAUUCAUCACGUCCCUGGUCGAUAAGAUCUCUCUUCUUGUGCCUCCUUUGCCUUCAACUCCGUCAUCAUCAUCACCAUCAGCGUCUCGCCCGCGCCCUUUGGACUCGAAUGUGUCCACAGACCCUGUGUCUCCGCCAUCACCGCCAAAUUUCUCUACUCUCCUCUCUACCCUCCCGAAAGAGGAUCAAGAAUCUGUCACCCGACUCUUGAUGACUUUACAUUUCUUCUUUCCGCAUGAAUUCAUUCCGGCGCUGGAUCUACUGGACAGAGGAUUGGUCACUCGGUUGGUUAUCGGAUCUCUACCGAGUCCUACCAAUGUCUCCGAAGCAUCGCAUAGGAAGCCUCAUGUUGAUUAUCAAGCCCCAUGGAACGAACCAACGGGAGAUCUAGAUCCCCCUCUUAACACUUACAUGGUAAGCGUUGGCCCAUAUUUACACGAGACUGAUCUUGGUAUUCAUGUGGACUUUGAGGCGGGCAGGCAGAUAGCGACAGAGAACGAAGUAUUCUACGUCCAAUCCGCUUCAUCUCAGACCAAAACAACUCGCCAACGUCGCCACCACCAUACCAGUGUCUCCUCAACCAAUUACGAAGUCAGGCUCGGUGCCUGGAACUGUACAUGCCCCGCCUUUGCUUUGUCCACAUUCAGUCGAUUAAUGGAUCCGAAAGCUGAUGGCCGCGCCGAUGACAAUCGAGAGCCACUAAAGAACUUGUUAGCCGGCGACGACCACCACAACGUUGAUUUCUACGACAGUGCCAUGUCACAAACAGAAUUCGAAUGGAGGUUUGGUGGUACUUUUACUCGCACCAUAUCGGACCCCGAACACGGAAUUGACUCGGAAAGAAAAGGAGCAUCAGUGCCAGUGCCUGUAUGUAAGCACAUCCUCGCUGCCUUACUCGGCAAACACAUCCCAGGUCUUUUCGGCUCAGGUGUACAGCUUCGCACCGUCAGCGCCGAGGAGGGAGCUGGAUGGGCUGGUGGAUGGGGAGAUGGGGACUGA